GCAAAAACUUCAACCAUGGACCGCAUUCAUGACCUUGAUAGUCUCUUUCGGGCUUCAUUAUCUUCCGAUAUCAACUCCCGACAUGCUGCUGAACAACAACUACAAGCAUUAGAAGUUACCGAAGGAUUCGUAUCAUCGAUAUUCUCAUUGGUGGUUUCCUCAUCGAAGGACUUACCAGUCCGUCAAGCUGCAGCUGUUUAUCUCAAGAAUCGUUUUAGGGCAUCAUACGAUCGGAUUGGCCAACUCAAACCAACAUCUGUCUAGUGUUUCUUAGACAGCACCUACUUGAUGGACUAUCUUCAGUGCACCCAUCCAUUCGAAUUU
Molecule: messenger RNA, 324 nt
Organism: Melampsora larici-populina 98AG31
Lineage: Eukaryota; Fungi; Basidiomycota; Pucciniomycetes; Pucciniales; Melampsoraceae
Exons: 1
Coding region: 16-264 (82 amino acids)
Biological process (GO): protein import into nucleus
Cellular component (GO): nuclear envelope; cytosol
Molecular function (GO): small GTPase binding
Source: RefSeq, a predicted model, not a curated record